AUGUACUUGAGAAUCAAAGAGGUGAAACUCGGCUAUUUCAGAUGGGCGAGGUCGGUAAAAUCGUCCGGUUUUGACCCUGCUACCGAUUCACUUGCGUAUGACUACCUCUGCAACAUAUUACCAGCCAACUUUAUCGGCUCGGGCGCGUGGACGUCAGAUCAUGUUGCGGACGCUUUGGCCCUGGCUCGAAACGCGGAGGCCGUGUCUUGGCAAAUGCUGACAUUCAGAUCCCAAAAUCUCACCACGUCUGCGAAUAUAUCCGCCGGUAAGAACCUUGUUACGAUGGAACAGUUUGAUCUUGUUGUAGUCGGAGCCGGCUACUACGGUCUCGGCGCCGCGAAGCAAUAUCACGUCACGCAUCCAAACGACUCUUUAGCUGUAUUCGACGUCAACGCCUCGGUGGGCGGUGUCUGGUCAAAUGAGCGCGUCUACCCUUGCCUGAGAUCUAACAACCUGUUGGGAACCUACGAAUACCCAGACUUUCCAAUGACCACUAAACGAUUUGGUGUAGAGCUAGGAAACUAUAUUCCUGGAGAGGUAAUGCAUGAGUAUCUUGAAACUUACGCACGUGAGUUCGGCAUUGAUAAGCAUCUGAGGUUGAGCACAAAGGUUGUUUCGGCUGAGCACAAAGUCGAAGGUGGAUGGCUUCUUGAAACUCAAAGCGCCAAGGACGAGCGAAAGACACCAACGAAAGUCUUUGCCAGGAGGUUGAUCAUUGCGACGGGAAUGCUAUCUGAACCGUUUAUGCCUCAUAUCCUUGGCCAGGAGGAAUAUGACAGGCCACUCUUUCACAGCAAAGACUUUCAGAAAUACAGAGACACCAUCAGCACUGCUAAGCGUGUCACUGUCUUUGGAGGAACCAAGUCUGGCUGGGACGCCGUCUAUGCGUAUGCCAUUAAUGGUGUCAAGGUUGAUUGGAUAAUACGACCAACCGGACACGGUCCAGUUUGGAUGUCACCAUCUUUUGUGACGCCUUUCAAAGUGUGGAUCGAGAAGCUCGUUAACAUCCGUUGGCUUCACUGGUUCGCUCCAUGCAUCUGGGGCCAAGACAGCGGCUACCACGGUAUCAAAUCAUUCUGGCACGGCACUGCCAUCGGUAGAUUAAUCACCAAUGCUUUCUGGGGUAUUCUGGCCCAAGAUGUGAUCAACAUCAUGCACUUCGACACGCAUCCUGAGCUCAAAAAGCUUAAGCCAACGGCAUCCGCCAUGCAUACCGGCACAGCUUUUGGUAUCUUUAAUUAUGCGACCGACUUUUACGAGCCUAUACGCAAUGGUACUGUGAAGAUCCACGAGAAGGAUCUGUCGCAUCUUAGUGAGGGCAAAGUCUACCUUGAUGACGAGGAUGGAACAAUUCUUGAAUCAGACGCUUUCGUCGCGGUUACUGGUUGGAAGUCAUUCUCUCCUCUCAAGUUCCUGCCCGAGGGAAUCGAUAGAAAGAUUGGCCUUCCGCAUGUCCUAAAUGCCAGCGAUGAGGGUUGUCUGCCUGACGAAGAUCUUGCUGCUCAGAAUGCGCUUGUUGACCGGGCUGAUAAAGAGAUUCAGGAACGAUUCCCAAGUCUCAAGACGCCAAUGAAGUUUAACCCAAAUUACAAGCGUCUCACCGAAACAAAAGCCUUCAGUAUGAAUUCUUCUGAUGUCUCACCGCGCACACCUCUGAUGCUCUACCAUUUCAUGGUCCCCGGCACCGCCGAGUUUCUGCGCACCAAAGACCUUGCUUUUACGGGAUACUCGACCAACUUCAGUAAUGGUACCUGUGCGCAUAUUCAAGGCCUAUGGAUUAGCGCGUUCUUUGACGGCAAACUGGCGCGAGACCCCAGCUCAGCUGUCGCUUCAGAAUCCGAAAGCAAGAGUGGAAGUGGCAAGGCCAUGUCGUUAAGUGAAGUUCAUUGGCAGACAAUUCUGCAUAAUCGGUUUGGCAAGUGGCGAUAUCCAAAGGACACGGGAUCCAAAUCGCCCGAUUUUAUUUUCGAAGCUGUGCCGUUUAUGGAUAUGAUGAUGGCGGAUUUGGGGUUGUUAGUGCAUCGGAAGAAGGGAUGGUUCAAGGAGAUGACUGAGCCUUAUGGACCUGAAGACUAUGCAACAAUUAACGAAGAGUUUGCUACUAGAUUUGUUUAA
Messenger RNA from Fusarium venenatum, 2115 nucleotides. RefSeq lists its product as uncharacterized. Gene Ontology annotation, molecular function: NADP binding; flavin adenine dinucleotide binding; N,N-dimethylaniline monooxygenase activity. NCBI's taxonomy places the organism in Eukaryota, Fungi, Ascomycota, Sordariomycetes, Hypocreales, Nectriaceae. The record is from RefSeq and is a predicted model, not a curated record.